Molecule: messenger RNA, 4211 nt
Organism: Patella vulgata (common limpet)
Lineage: Eukaryota; Metazoa; Mollusca; Gastropoda; Patellidae
Product: rho GTPase-activating protein 11A
Exons: 9
Coding region: 66-4061 (1331 amino acids)
Biological process (GO): signal transduction
Source: RefSeq, a predicted model, not a curated record
UCUACGAGUUUGCUGUAAAGAAGUGUUGUUGUCUAUCCUAAUAAUUCGCAUGCUAUGUCACAAAUAUGGAAGGAUAUCGAAAUAUUUUCACCAUAGACCACGUGAAUAGACUGCGGCAGCUUGCAGAACAAGAUUUAAGAGAAAAGGGGGUCAAAUUACCGAAGAGCAAGAAGACAAAAAAGUUGAACACAUCACGAGGACCAAAUCAAGAUGGUUUGAUGACAGCUAGUAAUAUUUUUGGAAAUUAUCUUUCUCAUGUUCCUUGUGUUUAUGUCAGUGAUUGUGGAUAUGUACCAAAGUUUUUGGUAGAUGCUGAAGAAGUAAUUGUUAAUAAUGUUAAUCAGGAAGGUAUAUUUAGGAAAUCUGGAGCUAUCAGCAGACAAAAAGAAUUAAAGCAACAAAUAGAAGAAGGAAAAUGUUUUACCGAUGCGAAUGUGAACGAUGUUACAGGACUUAUAAAACAGUUUUAUAGAGAGUUACCUGAACCUCUGUUUACUAGUGUCUAUCAUGAUACCUUUGUCCGAUGUUACCAACUCGGUAACGAGGACACAGCUUCCCAGGCCAUUCUAUUACUCUGUCUCCUUCUUCCGUCAGAGUAUCUCAGCGCAUUGAGAUACACCAUGAAGCUGUUAUCAUUUAUCGCUCUUCAUUCUGACACAAACAAAAUGGACGUUGCCAAUUUGGCUGUCGUGCUAGCACCGAACAUCAUGCAUGUUAAUAGCAAGAGUGAAAAAAUGAACUCCACUGAAGAGAAAUUGAUUCAGAUUCAGACCGCGAUCGUAGAAUUGUUGAUCAAGAAUGCGGAAUGUGUUGGACUUGUGUCGGAUGAUCUGUACUCCCGUACGUGUAAGAUGGUGGAGAUCUACGGAGAAGAGGAUCUCGAUGCAAGCGAUGACAAUACGCUAGAAGAUUCUAAAGAUUGUAGAAAGAAAGAAAAGAAGAGAAAAAGGAGUGGAUCUUUUCAAGGAUUUGUAAGUUCGAUAGCUAACGGUAUUGCUAAAUUACGAAGAAGUACGGAUGGAAAAGAGGCUAAAACAGGAAACAUAACUCAGAGUAGUUCCUGUUCCAUCAACACUACGGCUAAUGAAUGUUCAAUUUCCCAAAAUGCAACUGAACAUCCUCUGACGACGCCAGUUGUAAUGCGUAAAAGAAAAGCUUCAGGAGAGGUCAUUCCAUUUUCAGCUACAAAAAAGAAAGCUAUUAUAUUAAAUUUACCCCAGCAGACGACUCUUGGUAAUACACCGUUUACACCAGCUAGAAAAAUGGACAUAAAUGAAAUGAAGAAAUUAGGGACUAUUGAUACCCCAAGUAUUGCGUUUAGUGAAAGUACUUUACCUAACUUUACAGCCACCCCGUCUGCCAAAGAUAUGAAAACUCCCAGAAAGAAGUUCCUCUUCAGUCCUGGUAGCAGUAAGAAAACUGUCUCUAAUCCAGCUAAUACUAGUAAUAGUAGUAAUAUAUCUACAGGUUCUAUUAAAAAACCUAAAGGAAAGAAUAUAUUUAGACGACUUAGUGGUAGUAAGAGUGAUAAGGAUUCUGAAGCUCUUUCAUCAUCCACAUCUAGUAAUAUUGGUGAACGUCUUGCGAGUCCACCAGACUCAUCUCCACAAGAUAUUGUAGACAGAAUCCACAAACAAUCCCAUUUAGAUUCUCCGCUCUCCGGACGAUUACCCACAUCACCUUCGUUACCUGAUAUUUCGGUUCUUUCGCAAGCAAAUUCGUUGAACGAAGGAUUUAUAAUGGAUGGUGCUGAAAAUGACUUUGAGAGAUCAGAAGCGACGCAAGACCGCGGUCGAAGUUUACAGAGAAAUGCCCAAGCGUCCUCAUCUGAUCCAACUGCUGAUAAAUCUCCAAAGAAACCAUCCCGAAGAUCACUCUCAGCGGAUCAUGCGAUGCUCAAUAAGUUACAAAAUCUUAAACGAGGGGCUCCAAAUACAAUUACGAAUGGAUUGCUAAAAGGUAAACCAUGUGAUUUGAAAAAGUUGCGAAGAAGUUUUGACAAAUCGGACAUUGGAAAUCCUAUUCCCUUAGUAGUACCGACAGUCUCUGAAAAUGCGAUGACGUGUCAACAAGCUAUGGAAGUGCAAAACAGACGAAAUGCAGAUUCGGCUUCCAUAAAAAGCUUAUCUGGGACAUCAAUUGGCUCUUCAGUUUCUCAGAUAUCAACUAACUCGCAACAAAAGAUCAUGGCUCCACCUCAAUCAGAUAAAGCGUACGAUUUGGAUGAAUCUGACACUGGCUUUUCCACAAUUUCUGGCAACACUGUUAUUUUUGUACCCAAGGGAGGUAAGCCAAUGUUAGUACCUCAUCAUCCUCAAUAUAAAAAGAUCAAAUCGAGUGACAGUACAGAUAGUUUAAUAAGUUCUGUGUCGGAGAGUUCCGAGGCCAGCAGCCAUCAUGUUAAAAUGGAAAGAAGCGUAUCAACCGACAGUGGAAAAGGAUCAUUACUUGAUGACACCAUGUUAACAACGGCUCACCCAAAAUCGUCCUUGGAUACGGCAUUCAUUGAAGAGAGCAUGCUUGUUGAUUCCUCGAUGAAUCAUACAAGAGUGGAGCUAGAUGAAUCGAAUGUCAGUAAACAACCUACAGGACAAAACAUGGCGCCCAUGAAAUCGAUUUCUUCAUACGAUUUACAAAAUGCUGCGCCAAAAUGCCAAGUGGUGCGAUCCCAGAGUAUGUAUUGUACGAGUUUCAAUCGUCCAGCGCCCAACAUAAAACCUAAUCUGCAGAUCAGUAAAGAGACCCAUAAACUCCUGGCUCGCGCUGGAUUUAUGUCAGAAGGGAAGGUGGCGAGAAGUACGGAGGAUAUCCAAGUACCGGUGAAAUCUCCAACAAAAUCCUUUUGCCGAGAUCAAUCGAGCAGAUGCUCCAUCAACAUGGGUAGUCUGGUCGAUAUGAAAUCUGAAUUGGACAAUGAAGAAAUGAAGCAAAGCAGAAGUCAUGGUUUAUCAGAAGUAGCAGAAGAGACAAUGGAGGUGGAGACUAGUGAAGAGGCUGAUGUGAUGACAGAAUGUCCGUCUGCGAUUAUUAAGAGAGCCAAUACCAGCCUUCCUAAACACGACAGUAUCCUGAAUAUCCAGCAGUCGAAUUGUGGAAAGGUCGCAGAAAAUGUUAAAAACCUCGAACAGUCAGUUGAUUCUAAAGAUAAAUUUGUGUCACCUUACCGCUUUCCAAAUUCCACGACACGAAAACGAGGUAUGUCACCAAUUAGGAUUCCAACAAUAUUUGCUAAAACUGAUCAACAGGCGGCCAAAUUUAGAGAAAUUGCUUUAAUGGCUAAAGAACGGGGCGCGUUAUCCAGAGGUGUAGCAAAAGUACCUAUUUCAACAAAUUUACUAAAAUCUUCAAGCACUGUUACGGACAAUAAUUCAGAUUUUGAAUUUGUGAAGCCAGCGGAACGUCCCAGUACGUAUCACACGGACAGAUCUAAGUCUGAUUGUUCCGUGGCUACCAGUUCCGUAUCCGAAACAAAUUCAAGUAUUUCUAUCAGCACCUUAAGUACCGAUUCUUAUUCAGACUUUUCGACGAUUUCGCCUAUGUCAGAAUCGGGAGAAUCUGGUGAUGAAGUUUUCUCUCCAAAAACAGAGUCGACUCAAUCAAAUAACGAUCAAUUGGAAGAAAGUUCUGACGACGCGACUAUCAAAACAUCAUUUAAGGGACAACAGAUUGAAUUGAGCUGUUCUUUAAUGGAAACUAUUAAUGAAGUUUGCACACCUCAACGGUCGGCACUGAAGGAUUGUGGGAAUGUAGUUGCUAAAGAACAAAAUCAGUCAAAGAUGUCUGAAUUAAAACUUCCCAAAUCGGAUGAAGAAAUUGGAGACUAUGUCGUUUUACGCACAGCAGGAGGCUUGACGCCCAGACAGAUUCUACGAUUUUCUCAAACGCCUAAAUCAAAAUGCAUUUCUCCCAAUAAGCCUGUCAAACGUCUAGUCUCUCCAGGUUCCCCUCGAAGACACACAGCUCGUCAAUCAAACAAAUCGUCACCAUCGCGGAAAUCUGAUGGAAAACCAGUAUUAUCCUCCAUACCCCAGCAUUUACAAACAGACGUUGGAAAUAUUUAAAUAGACAAUCCAUAUCUUAUUGUUUUAAAUCUGUUUUUAACAUCUUUAACUUACUCGUACUUAUUGUGCCAUCUGACUUGCUAUUUCUGUUUUUAUUAUUCAUUUACAAAUUGUUCUCACCCAUGUAAGAUUAAAGAUUUGUUAGCUCUG